This is a messenger RNA of Neospora caninum, 5289 nucleotides long. RefSeq lists its product as hypothetical. NCBI's taxonomy places the organism in Eukaryota, Apicomplexa, Conoidasida, Eucoccidiorida, Sarcocystidae. The transcript is spliced from 23 exons. The record is from RefSeq and is a predicted model, not a curated record. The coding region runs from base 1 to 5289 and encodes 1762 amino acids.
AUGACCAAAGGCCGCUCGAUUGAGCGACUUUCGUGUCAAGGUGUAUACCCUGCAACCGAUUAUGGUGUCGGCCAAGCCAGCAUGACUGCAGAACGCGUUGUCGGCUGGGCGCGGGCCGCCAAAGCGGCGACCCCGAGGCGACUGGUUGCUAUUUCCGUCACUCUUCUCUGCUGUUCGCUCACAACAGUCUGUGCCUUCAACUUACUAGAGCAUGUAGCGGCGGUGAUUGGUGACGCACGCGGCCAAGCGCUCACGCUCGACAACGACCCUGCAGGUCUCGCCGAACUCCUCUUCCGAUAUGAUGCCACGAUAGCUAGCUUGUCAGGAGAUUCUGCAAGUCCGGUUUCCCCGGAGGAGGCAAAAACGAGAAUUACGGAUCUGCUCCUGAACGGUCGUUGGCGGCUCCCCUAUCCGAGGACCUAUCGUGUGAUUGACGCCUUGAUGAAAGACUUUGUUGAGAUGAGAACUGGAUCUGGAAGGCCUUGGUGGAUGGAGACGCCGCCCUCACGGGGCAAGCGCCGCAUGAGUCCUGUGCCGUUCGGGGUAACAAAGAGGGGAUGGGAAACGUGCAAGCGCAGAAACCUCAAAGGUUUCGCGGUGGGCCGCACGCUUCCGGAAGUCCUUGACGACCUCCAAGUCCAAAUGCAAGCAUUGGUGGAGACGGUUCUUGUAGGAGAGUUUGGCGUCUGCGGGCCCUUUUUUCUCAAGCAGAAGUGGAACCAGGACUUUGACUGUGUCGACACCAAAAACCAAGAUGUCCUUUUUCCCCAGUAUUUCGUCCCGACCACCAGUGCGAGACACGUCCGUGUCCGUGCCCAGGAUCAUCCCGACCUGAAUUGCCUCGCAAACUGCGAAGGAGGAGGCGACGCCAUCUCGGAGCGACGCGUCUGGGAGGCCGUCGCUCGGGGGUCUCUGGCCGACGACCCUGCGUCCGGCCGCCUCGAGUAUUCUCCUCUUCUGCCAGCCGCAAAGGAGACGACUCUCUCGCGCCUUUUGUUUUCGCUUCUCCCCGACUGGUCGCAGUUCAAGAACGGGAGUGCCGACCAGACCGACGUGCAGGCUGUCCUUUCCGUGGCGCAAGAGUUCGCGGAGCUUUUGAAUGCGUUUUACGCCGAAGUGUUCGUCGCCAACGGGCAAGGGAGCGAUCCCGAAGCGACCCGGCCGACACCCGGAAAGUUUCACGCCAGGAGCAUUCUCGCUCUCUUCGAUGAACUGGAAAUGAAUUUUUGCUCUUGGGCAAAAGCUCAGGGCUGGAUGCGCGCGGAGGGACAGAAGCGGAGACUGCAGGUCGCCGACUGGCUUUCGCUCAGAGAUAUCCGCGACAUGCCCGUUCCUUACCACACUCUGGCAGGCAUUGCGAUUCAAGCACUGGACUUUCUCACGACAACGUCCGGGUCACCUUGGGCGCCGUCGGCCUGGUGGCAACGCACCGAGACGGACCUGGCAGUCCACCCCCUCUCCGACGUGUCUGCCUACCAUUCGGGGUCGCGCCGGCUGGCUGAAGUGUCUCGCCGCUUUAUUCACAGCUUCCUCGCCCCUCUGCCCACUGCUUUGCGGGCGACUGUCCUCGCGCUCGUUGGACGCUGGGCGGCAGAGUGGGCCAAAGAGGCGACCCUUCCCGCCGACCGCGGCCUCGCUGACCCGGCCCCAGCCAGUGACGGAACAGAGAAAUACUUUGACUUCAGCGACGGAAGUGGACGCGCCCCGAAGCUGCUUUUUCUCACGACCCUCGUUGGCGGGCGGAGCCCCGCAGAAGCGGCCGCUCAGAGCAUUCUCGAAGCCUUUCGAAACGGCUAUGGCGCACACCUGAGCGGCAUCCUCGCUCGUUAUGCCAAGAAAUCUCGGGCAAAAGUCACGUACCUCCCGAUAGGCCGCGUUGUCCACGUCGGAGCUUGCCCCACGGGUGGUCCGGGGAUGUGGACGGCCUUCUCAGACUCCGCCGGCCUGGCGUCGGGUUCCCUCUCUCUCUCCCGCUCCUCGCUGCUUCGCGCGUUCGAGCUGAUCGCCGCCUCGAGCUGGAAUGCUCUCGCCCCCCUCGCAGCCGCCGCUAGCGUGCUCGAGCAGAUCAAGGAACUCGUUGCGGAACUUGAGGGCGCCACGGACUCUGCGUCGCCCCGCGCUCUUUUGGAGAUGCGCUUAAUGCGAAGCAAAUUCGGAAAAGGGUACCACUGCGCCGUGGCCAAACGGGAACUCGCCAGAUUUCUGCGGCGGUCCAGAGCCCGCACCGAGGAGGAACUCGAUGCCCUCGUUCGCGGCACGGUCGUCGAGGUGGCCUACGAAGAACCUCUCACGUCGACCAGACCAGCUGGCGGUCGCGAGGACAGCAGCCCCUUGCUGCCCCCGGGAGAAGGCCUUGUGGAGAGAACGCGUUUGUACAUGUCCUGUAGUUUCGCUACCGACCCUCAGGAGCGCAAUGCCUUCAUCAAAUUCGUUAUGACUCGGCGAAACGUGGGCCGGCUCUGGCGUGGCAUCCGCGGAUUCUUCCGAGGCGUCAAACGCAGAGUCCUUCGCUACUUCCGGCGUCCGGUGCAGGCUGUAACGCAGCCGGAAGGAGAAGCUCCGUCUUGCGUGACUAUUGAACAGCCCCCGACGAGUGUCAUCCCUGUCACCAUUCGCCAGGUCCAGCCCGCGUCGAGCUGGAGAGUGGAUGCUUUGACUCACCUGCGCCUCCCUCGGUCAUACGGCCCCUAUUUGUUCUCUCUGCUUCACGAUCUUCCGUCGAUGAAUCGGCCCUUCGACCUUCGCGUUGCUGGGCAAAUCUCUGGGAAUAACCUCGUCCUCGCCACAGACGUCGAUGACACGUUCAUCUCCUCAGGAGGCUGGCGAGUUCGGAGACCCGCCGCCUACCUCGGAGGUGCCGACACGAGCUACAGCAGGGGCACAGGGUACCCUGGGAUGGGACCACUGUACUAUUUGCUGACUCUGGGAUCCGGCAAGCACGGGGACAAGGCGUUGCCUUCUCCAGAACCCCUGUCUUCACCUACCCCGUCGACCGCUUCGACUGGAACAGAGUCGCCUUUGUCCCCCUUUCUUGCGCCUCAGGAGGCGGAGCCGCCGCUUGCGAAAGAGCCGUCUCGGGUUCUCCCUCUGAUUAUGCUCACUGCGCGCCUGUCCCUGAAACUCUUGAGGCCCAUAUUCCGACCCAAGUCUCUGUAUGCGCAGAUGGCCAGACUCUAUGAUUACGGAGUCGCGAUGAUAACUCGAAGUCGUCAGGUCGCACAAAACGACCUUGUGAUGGAAAACCCUCAACCAAUCCUCACCGCGUUACGAGGCAAGAAUCUCCGAGGACUAAACAAAGUGAAAGGCAUUGAGAUCUACAUGAGACAGGCGGCCGACGGCACUGCGGAUCCGUCCUUGCCUCUCACUCCCGCUACCAAGUUCCUGUUCUCCGGCGACACAUUUGAACGAGAUCUCGAAGCAUGCAUUGUUCUCGGGAUGCGUCACCCCAAGUCGUUUGUGACCUGCCUCAUGCACAUCGUCUUCGACACUUCUGAAGCGGGAGGGGCAAGGCAGGGCGCUGUUCCGCCCACUUUCGGCGGGCCCGGUUUUCGCGACGCGGAGGAGCUGCCUCCUCAUGUUGCUCUUUUCAAUCUGGAGAGUCACAUUCCGAAAGCGACGCCCAACAUGUCGCCGAACUUCACGGCGGGUCGUGAAGGCGCCUUCUCGGGAGCCCUCGGAGCUGCCGUCCGUUACGCGGUCCGUCUUCCUCCUGAAGCGCUGCCAUCAUGGGGAGACGCCAGCUGCGAGCAAGUGCGGCUGGACUAUGCGUGGCAAGCGGCUGAGCAAGUCGCGGCUCGGCUUCGGCGUCUUCUGAACACCUUCCGGUUCACGUGGAAGCGCGACAACCUCGCCAAUAUCCUGGAACUCGAGUCGACCACGCCCCUGGUCUUCUUGAGGUGUUCCCACAUCGAAAAGGCCGAACCGGGGGAAGGCCCCGGAGUUCGGUUUCUGCCGGUUGACGAGCCUUCUCCCUUUGCAGGCCCCGUUCUGGAUUCCGAAGGACGAGUGAUUUCCGAAGCGCUCGGCCUCCCCAUUUCCAUGUACCGGACGGCGGUCGGCGCCGCCCUGCAUGCGCGGUAUCUGAACCUCAUCGACCAGACAGAUAUGUCGAAUUUGACCGUCGCGACGAUUCGCCAGCAGCGCAACAUUGGACCGCCGGCAUCGUCGACAAGGGAAGAUCAAUGGACCGAGUUGCUGGCGGACUUGCGGCUGCAGCAGAUGUUAUUCGGGGAUGUUUCGCCGGCGGCGUUUCUGGCGUCGCAUGCUUUCGCCGUGAAUUCUUCUCUGUCUGAAACUAUUGGACAGCGUCUUCGGAACGUGGCCUGUCGAGCGCAACAAGAAGAGACGUUCGAACUCUUCAGCAAACUCUUUCGAUCCACGUUUCCGGUGGGCGACGCGUACGAGGCGGCCUUGACAACCGCUUGGAACGCCUGGAGCCGCGCCGCUCGCUUCUACUGUUUGUAUGAGCCCCAAUUUCUCCACCUGUGCACUGCCGGGCAAGCAGAGGUGGAGUACUUGGCGCAUUCAGUGGCUCAAGUCACGCCUUUUAUCGAGCCAGAACCGAGCACAACCGCCGACGAAAUGUGCCAAAUGCGGGGAGAGGACGGGGAAGUCAGCAAAACCGCGUAUGAGCCUGUUCUCCUCGGCCUGCUGGCCCGCCUUUGCCUCUCCAAUCUCGAGGCGUGCCGGAACUUGCUUGCCCAUUUACAAGACAUCGGGAAACUCGCGCAGUGGAGAGCUGAAAUUUCAUCUUUCAGUCCUACGGGCCCUGGAUUGAUGCUCGACAGCUUCGGCAUGGUUGCCUACCCUGACCCAGAUCCGAGCGGCGGCCUUGGUAGGAGGCACCGUUUACCAGCAAUCCUCAAACCGAUGGUUCGCGCUCCCCCUGCAGAACAGCAGCCGACGUGGCCGAGACUUUACAAACCAAACCAAUGGGCAGAAACGGCCACGGUGUGGAAACAGUUGGAUUUUUGUCUUAUCACGCCUUUGCAGCGACUCGCCACCAGAACUGUACAGGAUAUGGUGUCUCGCCGGUGGGGCCUCCAGGGUGUUUCGCUUGAGGCAACCGCCCCUGAGCUUGCUUACCCGAAGUCGCCGAUUGGAAAUCCCGCAUUGCUUUUGCAGGCCAUUGGCGCAGGGAGGUUCAAGCCUUCUCUGGGGACGGAAUCUGCGGAAAGCGUGGUGGAUCGCCCCGGACCUCAACGCGGAAUUGUCGCAGCAGUCGAGCACGACUUCCAACGAGUCAUAAACAUGGAACGGCGACACGCCAUGAGCGGACGUGAUGGUUAA